CUCCCGUCGUCUCGACGCAAACCCCAGCCGCCGUCACGUCACGCCCCCAUGGCCAUGGCCACCCCCGCCGCCUGCUACCGUACGCGCCGCCUCUUCAGCAUCUUGUCCACGGCGACUCCGUGCGCUCGGCCACCCAACAAUUUGGUGCCCGAACCCGCGCCGGCCCAGAAAGCGGCAGCCGGCGAGGCGGAGGCGAAACCCAAGGCGGGCCGCAACCGCCGGAAUCCCCUCGGCAAAAUCAUGCGGGUCAUUUCCGAGGAGCGCGAUCCGGACAAGCUGGUAUCCCAGUUCAUCGCCGCGUCCACGGCGUCUCCACGCUUCCGCGACAACCGCCGCGUGUACGAGGUGGCCGUGUCUCGCCUUGCCUCCUUCGGCCGCCGCGACGCCGUCGCGGCCCUCCUCGACUCACAGAAGCCCUUCCUCGAGGCCUCCAACGAGGACUUCACCGUGCGCAUCCUGCGCCUCUAUGGCCGCGCCUCCAUGCCGUCCCACGCCGCCGCGACCUUCGUUGGCCUUCCCCCGAAGCACAAGUCCGUCGCGGCCUUCAACGCCCUCCUCGCCGCAUACGUCGACACCGGCGACUUCGAUUCUCUCGCCAUUGCGUUGGACGAGAUCCCGGGCUCUCAGAAAGCCGAACCCUCGGCCGCCCUCGAUGUCAUUUCGCUCAUGGACAAGUGCGGUCUGACCCCCGAUAUGGUAUCUUUCAACUCUCUGCUUAAUGGGUUUUACAACAAUGGUCGCUUUGACAAGGCCGAGAAAAUCUGGGAGAUGAUGAAGGAGAGGAAUCUUCAGCCGAACGCAAAGACCUACAAUGCAAAGCUUCGGGGUUUGGUUGCUGAAGGGAGAAUGGAGGAUGCAGCUGCUGUGAUUCAGAGGAUGCUCAAGGAAGGGCCUAAACCUGAUUCAGUAUCCUACAAUGAGCUGAUUCGAGGGUACUGCAAAGAAGGGAGGUUGGAUGAGUCCAAGAAGGUAUAUGAUGAGCUGGUAAAGAAUGGAUAUGCACCAAAUAAAGGCACAUUUGAAACCCUCAUACCAUGUCUUGUGGAGGUCGGGGAGCUUGAUCUUGCUCUAAAUUGUUGUCAGGAGAUCUUUAAUAGGAAGUGCAGAGUGAAAUGUUCAUUGCUGCAGGCAGUAGUGACCGCAUUAGUUGCUGCAUCCAGAGUCGAGGAGGCCAGAAGGAUUGUUAAGCUUGGGUGGAAGAACAACUAUCCUCCAAGGCAUUUGAAUAUACCAGCACUUAAGGGAAAAGACAAUAAUGUUGAUGCUGAGACUGACUGCAAUGAUUCUGUACCGUAUGAAGAGGGGAGUGAGGAGGAAGUGGAGUCUAAAAUUGCUUGAUGGUGAGGAGGAUAUAUUUUUGAAGGAUCGCCAAGAAGCUGCUGGGGAACACGUGCAUCAACUCGGCGCCGCUGUUGAUGGACGAAGAUUGUGGACAAGAAGGCCGAGCUGACUGAGGCACUGAGCUGGAUCUCCAGCUGCUUAUGCUAAUGACGCACAGACUGUGAUUCUGUAAUCGGUGACACAGUCUGUAGUACAGACACAGUUUGCGUUCAAAAACUUUUUUAAUUUUGAUACUGUAGCACUUUCGUUUUUAUUUAACAAACAUUGUCCAAUUAUGGAGUAACUAGACUUAAAA
This is a messenger RNA of Sorghum bicolor (sorghum), 1636 nucleotides long. Its product is annotated as pentatricopeptide repeat-containing protein At1g55890, mitochondrial. NCBI's taxonomy places the organism in Eukaryota, Viridiplantae, Streptophyta, Magnoliopsida, Poales, Poaceae. The record is from RefSeq and is a predicted model, not a curated record. Gene Ontology annotation, cellular component: chloroplast. Gene Ontology annotation, molecular function: protein binding. Bases 49 to 1338 code for a protein of 429 amino acids. The transcript has 2 exons.